UGGGUGUGCGAGUGAGUUGUGUGGUAAUUUUUUUUUGUUGGUUGCUGCCAGGUCCUGGGUCGGACUUCUCCCUGCAGGGCCGCGGGGAGGAUUUUGCCGAAGACCGGACGGAAAACUUGGGUCGUGGGUGUGGCUUGUCCGGGCCGCAGUAAUUAGUCUAGACCAGGCUUGAGUAUUAUGGCGCUAUCCGUAUGUGUGCGCCUCGAUCGAAAACUGGAUUGCGAAUCUUCAGUGCGUUUGGGAUCCAGCAGCAUCGUGGCGUGGAAUGGAUGCCCAUCGGUUGCUGCGUUGGUCCGUGUUCCAAUCUACGUAGCCUUUUGGCUAGCGGCAGGGACCGCUCGGAAGCGGCCAAUAGUUCCCACGAGGUGCCUCUGCCUACCUACCGGUAGUUUACCUAUCCGCCCCUCCAUUGCAAAGCGCCUGGGUAACUCACGCAGGAGGGAGAAAGAAGUACCUGGGUAUCUUGGCCGUAAGGUGGUGGUGAUGGUGCUUCUGCUGCACCCUCUUCCUUUGCUGCUGCCGAAUGUUGAUGUUACCAUACCACACGUCACCGCAUUCAAGUGCCCCUUACAAAGUGCCUGGGCGUCCUUCAUCUUCCCCGCCCGCAUGCAUUGGCGACAUUGCGAGUGAACAGCUGGAUGUUCUGGAAUGGGGUGUCUUGUGAUCGGGUAUCUAAUGGUGCCUUGCGUGAGACUGAGAGGAGGCCAAAGUGGAGUCUUUUU
This is a messenger RNA of Colletotrichum navitas, 722 nucleotides long. RefSeq lists its product as uncharacterized. NCBI's taxonomy places the organism in Eukaryota, Fungi, Ascomycota, Sordariomycetes, Glomerellales, Glomerellaceae. The record is from RefSeq and is a predicted model, not a curated record. The transcript has a single exon. Bases 178 to 630 code for a protein of 150 amino acids.